This is a messenger RNA of Arabidopsis arenosa, 1516 nucleotides long. NCBI's taxonomy places the organism in Eukaryota, Viridiplantae, Streptophyta, Magnoliopsida, Brassicales, Brassicaceae. The record is from the annotation of a GenBank genome assembly.
UUCAAUUUCUUCUCCAGUUUCAAUUUCUUUUUCUCCCAAAAUCUCUCUCUCUCGAUCUAAUUCCUUCGACGCCAUGGAAGUUCCUCAAGCUUAUCGUCGUAAGAUUUCGUUGCUGGAAGACGCCGUGGAACUGUUCUGGGACCGUUUCUUCCAGGAGCGAAGUGACUUCCGUGCGUUUGCACUUACUCAGACCGAUCAUUUCCCUCCUAGCUUCGUCGAUCGUUUGAUCGUAGGUCUUGACCGUGCGAGAUGGACUCGACUCCUAGAUUCAGGUUACGAGAUUCCAAGGAAAAUUGUGGCAAGACUUGUUGCCUUGUUUGCUGAUCUUGAUCCUGACCAAUUCAUUUGCUCCAUCUAUGACUUGGAGAAACGUGUGAAGAAGAGGGCAGACAGAGAGCGCAAGAAGCUCCUUGCGAUCGCCAUGGAAGUUCCUCAAGCUUAUCGCCGUGAGACUUCGUUGCUGGAAAACGCCGUGGAACUGUUCUGGGACCGUUUCUUCCCGGAGCGAAGUUUCUUCCGUGCGUUUGCACUUACUCAGACCGACCAGUUCCCUCCUAGCUUCAUCGAUCGUUUGAUCGAAGGUCUUAACCGUGUGAGAUGGACUCGACACCUAGAUCCAGGUUACGAGAUUCCUAGGAAAAUUAUGGCAAGACUUGUUGCCUUGUUUGCUGAUCCUGAUCAGUACAUCUGCUCCAUAUAUGACUUGGAGAAACGUGUGAAGAAGAAGGCAGACAAAAAGCGCAAGAAGCUCUCUGCGAUACCUCCUUGGGAUCUCUCUGUGAUAGAAAAGUCUAUCCAUCAGUUCUGGGUUACAUUCUCCUCCCUUGAUGGAGCCGAUCUUCGUUCUUUUGCUGAGUCUCAGGCCAACAAUUUCCCUCACAACUACAUCGCUGAGUUCCUCGACCGCCUUAAACGAGCAGGCUGGAGCCAGCCCUCUGACUCGGAUAACAAGCUGCCUCUCAAGUUGAUGUCAAGGAUUGCUUCUUCAAUGUGCAAAGCUCCAGAGAUGGUGGAUGAUUGCUUCUCACUAGUGAUGAGAAUGGAAGCUGAGAUGGAGGCAGAAGUGAGGAGAGCUGAAGCAGAGAAGAUUGCAGCGGAAGCUCAGCUGAGGAGACAGGAAAGUGACGCAGCUGCUGCAGCUGUAGCGGCAAGAGGAAAAGCAGAGAAGGCAGAAAAGUCAGCUCAAAAGAAAGCGAGAAAAAGAAUCGCCAGAGAGAAAAAUAAUCUCAACCGUAUCGGCGCCAAGUCUCUCGGACUGCAGUGAUUGGAUUUUAAAUGGUUUGUUCAUUUAGGGCAUCGAGUUUUAAGUGAAUGUCUAUGUGUGCUUGUUCUCACACGAGUAAAAACAUGUGAUUUGUAGACUUCAUGAUCGAGCUGUUGGUUUUGGUAGUGUGUAUGAAUGCUUGUUCUGACAUGGAUAUCGAGCGAUUGAGUUUAUCGCGCAUUGAUGAACAUUGCAGUUGUUUUGAGAGACAGUUUGAUGGAUCUGAUGAGGGAAUCAAAGCCAUCAAUCAAA